AUGGAGUCACAUUAUGUCGGACCGGAUCACCAGUUGCUUGGGGCUGAUUCCAAAAAGUGGAUCAUGAUUGCCUCAGUCUUCAAGGAUCAUACUAUCUUCGCGAUCACCACCAAAAGUGCGAUUGUAGCAGGAACAUGUGACUUCACGACUGAAGGCUUACCAAUCCCAGCAUUUGUCCCUGCAAGGUCAACUGAUCGUCUUCUUAGACGGAAUAAACAAAGCGAGAGCAGAUUAUUUGCAAGUCAUGCAUUCCGAAAUCAACAAACGCCUGCAAAAGCUCUUGUCGCCAGUUUCUUGCACUAG
Molecule: messenger RNA, 303 nt
Organism: Penicillium soppii
Lineage: Eukaryota; Fungi; Ascomycota; Eurotiomycetes; Eurotiales; Aspergillaceae
Exons: 2
Coding region: 1-303 (100 amino acids)
Source: RefSeq, a predicted model, not a curated record